GUAAAUAAACACCCUGUGAUCUUCCUAUCUUCACAAAGCUCCUGAAGGGUAAACUACAGAAAAAAUACAUAUUUUUCAUAAACUGAUGAAUGGGAGUUUUCUACCCGCGGAAUUCUGAAGCAGAAGCAUACUGGAAAAGGGGCGCAUACCAGACUGAUGAACAGCCCUUUCUCUCAAUGAGACCCGAAGUGAAAAGACGCAGUAAUGAAUGACAGUAUACUGGCAAGAGCAGCAGCCGUGCGCAGCUACAUCGAGCACAAAAUAACUAUUGUGGGGAUAGAUGAUUGAUAACGCAACUGCUAUAGUGCAGGCUGGGAGAGCGAAACAGAUGUAAUUUUCUUACGCUACAGCUGGUUCAGUGCCACUGGGUGCUGCAUGGAUUGUUAUUGCAAUCAGUCCUUCUACAUCAGCCACUGCUACCAGCAAUCCCAAAUUACUUAGGAAUUCCGGACGGCUGUCUGAGGAGCAAUAUUGCUGCAGAGCUCAACGGGAAUGCCAUGUGUCGUGGCGCGACAUAAGAACCGCUUUGUGGUGUCUUGUCCACCGGGACAGGUGGUGUUGUGUGUGCUGGGGGUUGGUGGGGGUAUAUGAAUGAAUACACAACCCGAGAGACAGUUGUGUUAGGGAUGUCACGCCGCCGUACGGGAUCAGUUUUUGCCAGAGACAGGUGCGACAGAGAGGAGUAGUAGUUUACAAACGACGUUGGGAUUGGUGUUGACGAAAACCUCGGGCCUGUCUACCCUUUUCUUACAUACUGGAUAUUAAUCCAGGGGACAUCAUACUGUGGAGGCAAGAACUGUGUAAUCGUCGCGUUCCGGGCGCACCUUUUACUCGACAAUCAGCGACGCUGUAUUCUGCUGCCGCCAUGUCAACCCUGGCACCACCCUUCUUCCUGCUGUUCUGGCUCCUCCGAUUGGCCAGCACUGCGUUUCCGGAGGAACCGGGGCCUCUGAACUUUAUCUCCAUUGAAGUGGUUCACCGGUACCCAGUGUUUCUGGGUCGGCCACAUCGUUCAUCCCUGAGACAGGAGCCACUGCAUAUUCAGAGAGUCCUCAAGGUGAACCGGACCCUCUACAUUGGAGCCAGAGAUGACCUUUUCCGCGUGGAGCUGGACAAUGUGGCGGGAGACGAGAUGUUCUACAGUAAGAAGAGAACAUGGGAGUCCAACAAAAAUGACAUCAGGACCUGCCGAAUGAAGGGCAAGCACGAGGACGAGUGUCGGAACUUCAUGAAGGUUUUGCUGAGUCGACAAGGAGGUCUGUUUGUAUGUGGGACCAAUGCCUUCAAUCCGCUGUGUGCCAACUAUACUGGAGACACUCUGGAGAUGGUGGGAGAGACAGUCAGUGGGAUGGCCCGCUGUCCCUAUGAUCCUAAACACGCCAACGUGGCUCUGUUCGCAGAGGGGAAUCUGUUUACGGCCACUGUGACUGACUUCCUGGCGAUAGACGCUGUGAUCUACCGUAGCCUGGGGGACAGUCCUGCACUCCGCACAGUUAAACACGACUCCAAAUGGUUCAGAGAGCCCUAUUUUGUCAGUUCAGUGGAAUGGGGUCCUCACAUCUACUUCUUCUUCAGAGAGAUGGCCAUGGAGUUGAACUAUCUGGAGAAGGUACAGGUGUCUCGGGUGUCUCGGGUGUGUAAAGGGGACCUGGGGGGCUCUCAGAGGGUGUUGGAGAAACAGUGGACGUCGUUCCUGAAGGCCAGACUGAACUGCUCCGUCCCUGGAGACUCCCACUUCUACUUCAACUUGCUCCACUCCACCAGCCCUGUCAUCAGGAUGCACGGCAGGGACAUCAUCCUGGGAGUCUUCUCCACCCCCGCCAACAGCAUCCCUGGUUCGGCUGUGUGUGCGUUCGACAUGGAGCAGCUAGCUGGGGUGUUUGAUGGGAGAUUCAAGGAGCAGAAAUCACCUGAGUCUAUAUGGACCCCUGUUCCUGAUGAGCUCGUUCCCAAACCAAGGCCAGGGGGCUGUGCUGUUCAGGGCUCCAGGUUCAACUCAUCCAAUGGUUUCCCUGAUGAGAUGCUGAACUUUGUGAAGACCCACCCCCUGAUGGACGAGGCCGUGCCCUCACUGGGACAGAGGCCCUGGAUCGUCAGGACCAUGGUCAGGUACCAGCUGAAUAAGAUGGUGAUGGACACGGAGGCUGGCCCCUACAGAAACCGCACAGUGCUCUUCCUGGGCUCCAGCCGGGGGACCAUCCUCAAGUUCCUGAUCGUCCCCAACCGGGACAACACCAUGUCCAGCAGCAAUGUCUUCCUGGAGGAGCUGGAGGGCUUCAUCCCUGACAAGUGUGGGGAGGACUCUCCGCAGGCGAGGCAGUUGUUGUCCCUGACUCUGGACUGGGUGAGCCAGUCUCUGCUGCUGGCCUUCCCCUCUUGUGUGGUCAGGGUCCCUGUGGCACGAUGCCAGCUCUACUCACGCUGCAUGAAGAACUGCAUUGCCUCCAGGGACCCCUACUGUGGCUGGACCAGAGGAAGCACCUGCUCCUUCCUCAGGCCCGGGACCAGACUGCCGUUCGAGCAGGACAUAGAACAUGGGAACGUGUCCCACUUGGGCGACUGUGAUGGUCUCCUGCAGGAGUCUUUCAUUGACGAGCCAGAUGGUCUGGUGUCAGUCAACCUGCUGGUUGUGUCUGCAGUCUCAGCUUUCGCCACGGGGGCGGUGCUGUCGGGCUUGGCUGUCUGCUGGAUCAUGAGUCAUCGCCACCGCACACGAGGGGCAGGAGCCAACAGGAGCCGUAAAGGGGACAAGGAGCAGAACAUGCUGGGUCAGGGCCGGAGCGGCUCAGUGAUGAGCGUGACACGUACCAGUGGCAGCGAGAGACCCCGGUCACAUUCUCAGGCAGACAACCCGUUCGUAAUGCCCAACGGCUGGCCUAAAGGAGAGAUGGAUCCAGGCCUACCUACUCCAGAACAGACCCCCCUGCAGCAGAAAAGGCCUCCGCCCAGCAUGAGAGAUGUAGACUGGGAACAGAGCCAGACCUUCCUCACCUCAGUGGGCAUGCCCUGCCCAGCCAACUCCGUCAUCUACCUGAGCUCCAAGUUCCUGCAGGAGAGAGGUGGCAGGCACGAGGGCCCAGGGGAUGUGGGGCCCCCCAACACAGAGCGAACACGUUACCUGGUCCUCGCCAGCAACCGGGAGCCACAUGGGGGACAACCCAGGACCACCCUGAGGAACUCUGCAGGUGAAUACAACUACCCAGCCACGCCACAGGACUCCCCAGACCGCAGGAGGGUGGUCUCAGCCCCCAGCACCCAGAUGGACUUUGGGGAGCCUCCCCGCUGGACUCACGAGGGACUCAACUAUAACAGCAAUAACGGAGCGCCCUACCCCUCCCAGCGCCCGGGCCUGAUCCGGGCCAACCACCACGGCCUUGCCGACUUCAGUCACCUAAUGGGAAAGAGCGUGGGCGAGCCUACCCCUAAUGGCCAGUGAGGAGAAGAGCGCAAUGAACCCCCCUCUCUGAAACCCAUUUCCCCUCAGCAACUGGAAUACCCCUCAGACUCACUCUCCCUUCCCGAAUCCUGUCCUGUCUGUCCUCUCUCACUGUCAUUCAAUGUUCUGACAUCCCCGGCGUGAAGCCUGACUGACUAACUGACUGAAGAGACUGGGUCUCCAGAAGCCAGCAGUUUAGAGAGAGAAAGAGAGAGAGAGAGUUAAAGAGAGGAGGUUAUUCUCCUCAUGGCUGCAGCUCUGCUAUCACCCUGAGAGGUGCACCCCUCUGCUCCUUACGUGGUUUAACCCACAGAGCAUGGACUGGACACCAUAAAACCAACCUCAAGGACUAGGAAGGGGUGCAAGGGAAGGGACAUUUUGUGAAAAAGGAAAAACAAAAAGAAAUGAGAACCGCUUCACUGAUAAUUUAGUUCAGUUCCAGAUGUGAAAGGUCUCAUUCUACUAUCUUGUGCUCUGCAAGUCAUUCUUUGGGUGUGACAAUUUUAUUUCUGCUUUGCUUUUGUGCCAGCAUCCAGCAGACAACCAUGUGCUUUUCCUUGUUUGUUUUUUCUGGCCACCUCUAUCAGUCAGCUCUAUCAGUCAGCUCUAUCAUUCAGCUUGUGUUUGAUAGAUAUUAGCAAUGCCAGGGGCACUGGAUCAUGCAGUAUGGGAACGGGUUCCUGUCUUAAUGUGGGCAUACAACACACUGGAUCUUCUUAUUGGAAUAAGCUUGAUAAGGAUGUCAACGAUCCAUCCCGUUGUGUUAACAAUCAUGGAAAAAGCACACAUUGCUAGUGUGUUUCUAAUGCUCUAUUAUGUGUUUCUAAUCAGGCCUUGUAACGGUUUCCUCCCCCAGUCUGCAGCCCAGAUCUAGCAACAACAGCACUGGACUUGAACAAGUCAAGGUGGAGGGGACAAAAACCAGCAGGGAGGCGAUAACAGAGGAUGGUACCUUAAUAUCUCUGUGUUUCCUUGGAGAAGUGGAGGGAACAGCGAAAGACAGUCAGAGGGCACAGUGGUAUAAGACAACCUUGUCCCUCCCACUCCCUUCCUCCUUCUCUGUCUGUCUCUCCCUGGAUCUAUGUGACCUGACCUGAGGCCUGGGCUACCCGGCAGGCCAGCGGACAGGAGAGAAGAGUACAUAGCCCAUGUAGGGGAAUGUGAGCCUGGCUGUGGGGGUUAGCGGGCCCAGGGCCCUGCCACUGGGGAGCUCCAUUCAGGCUCCUCUCCCUGACACUGAGCCUCUUUGUGCCCCGGAGCAGGAGGAGAUGGCUGCAACAAAUAGCCGUUACGAGUCAGGGCCGGAGGGGCAAACCCAGUGCCCCAGCCCAGCGGAAUAUCAAUGAGGAUAGCAGCGCCCCCCUGCCCAUCCCUCCGGCCCUCUCACAGACACUGGCACCGUUUGGGACUGGGGCUGGGACCAGUCAGGGUGGUAGGCCAGGGAUGGGCCGAUAGGGCUGGGGCUGGGAGACUUGCAUCAUUCAGACUGCUAUCACUUCUAUAUCCCUGCCUUUCAGCAUCUAUACACAAGGGACAUUGGCUCAACAAAGCAAAGUAGAACUAUAUAGGCGUGGAUUGUCUCCCUCCGCUCUCUCUCGCUCUCUGUUUGAUGUUCUCCUUUUGUCUGCCUCUCUGCUCACUCCCCUGUCUGUAGAUCCGGUGGCUCGGGUUUUUUCAUCCGUGUCAUGACUUGUGUUUGUGGAUGCUGCUCUAUUUCAGGCUACAGCGGAAGUUGUCCAUAAUCUCCUUGUUCUCCCCCUAGUUCUCUGACCCGGUAGCCAUUAUCUGAGUGAUUUCUGCCGCAAUCCCCCAACAUUCACAAAUCAGUGUUAACUGCACCCUCACCUUGAGCGCUGGUCGGCAACACGCAUGGAAGCGCAUAGACUGGCUUCAUUAGUGGGUCUGUGGGCUGGGAGGAGGAGAGCUGGAGAGAGAUGGAGCUGGAGGGGCAUGGGAGGAGCAGAGGCUGGGCUGAUCUGGGUAGGACUGGCAGAGAGUGGUGUUAGAGAAACACACAACAGAGCCAGAGAGCACAAACAUAAAUCUUAGCAGGGCUUAAAUACAAAGCUAUGGCUACAUUCAGAGCUGCUCUGAAACAGGGGGAGCAGAUAGAGGGGAGGCCUGGCCUUGUAUAGAAAGCCAGCUGUGUGGGUGGGCUGAGGAGAGGAGCCAGGUUCGACGGUGGAUUUGUUUGUCUUAAUGUAAAGGGCUAAACCACUGAGGUAGAAUACUAAAAGAGAUUCCUGGAGUGUAAACACAUGAUCUAGCUGGGUAAAAAUGCCCACUCAUGGCUGAGUCCAGGGAGACAAAGCAACAACUGAAUGAGUGUGUAUGCAUGUGUGCCUUCAUGUGAGUGUGUUGGUUUUUGUGUACUUGAAGUGCAUAAGUAGUGAGUGUUGCCAUGAAUGAGUAAAGUAGUCGGGUGGAUUGGGGAGUAUAUUGAAAUAGUACAUUCCAUACUGUAGUAGACAAAACCACUCCUCCACGUUGUCGUCGUCAUCCUCCUAUCUCCAUUAUAGCCCUGAGAGGAGUGUUGGUUGAGAGCAUGGGGCCUUGAAGCAAUAGUGGACCCCUGGUGCCCCCUCUCGUCUCCUCUUUUUCUCCCAGCCAGUGGUGUCCCCUCAGUGCAGUGAGUGAAUGAGGCCUACUCUGCCUGCCCAGCCAGGCGUGCUCCAGCUCUUACACUGUUUCACUAAGCAUGCUUGAUUAGGCAAAGUACAUCCCAGCCCCUAAUGGUGUGAUGAGCCCCUGAGAAGAUUAGCACAGACACAUCAAGAGGGUGACGGGCACCCACUCUCCUCUGCAGCUAUCCCCCCAUACACACACAAUCACACAGUUACACACACAUAAACAUACACACACUCAGACACACACACUGCACCCUAAUCAAAUUCAGGAUGCAAUUGAAUUACAAUCUGCUGUUAUCCCCAGGCCAGGGAGGAGGGAGGCCAAACUUGUAACUCAGACCCAUGGAUUUGCUCGUUGGAAGAGCCACACAUGAUUAUCUUAGUCCACCAUGACUAAACAGUUAAGGAAUCUGUGGUUCCCCAUAAUACAACCCAGGCUUGCACACAGACAGACAAACACACAAUCAGCCUUUCCCUCUCUAUAUGUUGUAUUAGCAGCUACAAUAAAACAGAGGUAGUUUUAAAUGUGUCAACACCAGAAUGAGAAAUCUGGGUAAUUUACUGUGAAGCCCUCAAAAAUCUUUGUUCUUUUGAAAUCAGUUUUUAAAUGUUUUAACCCUUUAUCUACAUUUGCAAAUCCGCUGAUGCAGUAAAUUGCUUUCUUUGGCAGCCAUUACUUUCUGCUGGACAUGAUAUGUAGCUCACAGAGUGUUCCUCUCCCCCACCACCCACCCCCAACCCACAUGACCUGAUCUGUGUGUAUAAAUAUCAUGGACUGUGUGUGUCCCUGAGACCAUGCCAUUGUUUGUUGUUGGCUUGUUUUCCUGAGUAACCCAGUGAUUUAGAUAAUGCCCCCCAGCCAGAAACUGCCAAUGCCAGGAUGGGAUACUCUAGAAAGACUCAAACCAAAUAAGAAGACAUGUAACCCAAUCUGCUGAGGAAUAAACACGGGCAGCAGACAUAUUUAUCAUCGAAAGAUAAGCACAAAAAAAUGUUAUCAUUUUUGUAAAGUUGUAGAGAGCAUUCUAUUUAGUCUGCACUGAUCAUUCUUGUCAUGUUUUUUUUGUCUGUUUCUGUGGUAAUAUUUGGUUUGAGUUUUUGGGAUUUGUUGUAUUGGAUUUUCUAUUUCCUCUUUGGUGUGUGAGUUUGAUGAUGAUGAUGAUGAUGAUGAUGAAGUUGAUCAUGAUGAAGAUUCUGUACUGUGAACAGCAUCUCAGUAUUUUCUCCCACUCUGAUGCCUGUGCUGUGUCUGAGUUGUGUCUGGGAGGAGACGAGGAGGAGAGGAGGAGGAGAGGAGGAGGAGAGGAGGAGGAGAGGAGGAGGUGAGACAGACUGGAAUCACAACAAAGAGAACUUUCCCACUUUUCCACUCCUCCAGAGUCGAGUCUCCUGCUACAGUGACAGACUCCUGCAGUCCUGUGGCUCUCACCAGAGGCUGUCUGUCCCUGCCUGUGACCAGGGACACUGUCAUUAAAUGACACAGUGUGUCCCUGUGUGUACAUAAUCUCAAUGCUUAAAUGUAAUUUAAGUGCAGUAGCUGCAUGACACAGCCUCUGUGUGUACAGAAGUAGCAACGUGUGAAUUUAUACAGUACAUGCAAGUGUGUGUGCUUGUGUCUGCAAAUCUGUCCAUCACACAAACACAUGCAUGCACCCUCAAACAACUGCACACACACACACACACAAACACACACACGUACGCACACACACACAUGCACACACACACGCACACACACACCCUUCAGCAGUUGAACACCAUUUCAACAUUGUCCUCAGCUCUGCCUGUCACUUAGCAUGGAGACUUUGCUCUCUGUCAACUUUCUUAUUCUAAUAAACCACUCAGACAUUAA
Molecule: messenger RNA, 7912 nt
Organism: Oncorhynchus kisutch (coho salmon)
Lineage: Eukaryota; Metazoa; Chordata; Actinopteri; Salmoniformes; Salmonidae
Gene: sema6bb
Product: sema domain, transmembrane domain (TM), and cytoplasmic domain, (semaphorin) 6Bb
Exons: 17
Coding region: 866-3436 (856 amino acids)
Biological process (GO): positive regulation of cell migration; axon guidance; semaphorin-plexin signaling pathway
Cellular component (GO): plasma membrane
Molecular function (GO): chemorepellent activity; semaphorin receptor binding
Source: RefSeq, a predicted model, not a curated record